This is a messenger RNA of Marasmius oreades (fairy-ring Marasmius), 1497 nucleotides long. RefSeq lists its product as uncharacterized. The transcript has 2 exons. NCBI's taxonomy places the organism in Eukaryota, Fungi, Basidiomycota, Agaricomycetes, Agaricales, Marasmiaceae. The record is from RefSeq and is a predicted model, not a curated record. Bases 1 to 1497 code for a protein of 498 amino acids.
AUGUCUUCGUCUGAGCCUUCUGUCCUUCUUCCGACUGAAAUCUGGCACAGGAUCAGUAGUUUGUUGUCGAAAAGCGACGUUAUUAAUCUAUCAGAGUCCAGCACUUACUUUCUUUGCAUGAUUCGGCCUUUAUUUUACCGCAAGAUAAACCUCUUCCAGAACCAUCAAGUUAUCACCACUCUUUCACUUCUCGGGCGCGACAAAGAACUAGCAGGGGUCGUUUCAGAGUUGUCACUUCGAGCUAAUCAGCCUAUCGCAAAACAGCGAAGAUGCCUGAUCAAUCUCAACGCGAUGAAGAACAUGACCGGGAUGAAGACAUUGACUCUAUUAGGUGACAUUUUGUGGAAUAGCGACGGAGACGAGACAACGCAACUUUUCGAAAUUCUGCACGAAAUGAGGGAUUUGAAGGAGUUCAAUGUUGAUCUGGCAUGGAAACCAGACGAUAUACCACUGUCUGAGAACCAACUCGGCAAGAUUCAGAAGCUGGAAGUCAUUAGAUGGACAUGUCAUGGCCCACGUUCAGAAAUCUUGUUGCAUUCGUUACUCUCCGGAUCGCUCGACUCGUUACAUACUCUCCAUAUCUCCCUUUCAACAUUCGACGAAACAACACAAGCACUCCUUUUCAGCCUUCGUUUCCCUCGCUUGGAAUCACUCACCCUUCGAGACGUAUCCGAAGGUGACCCACUUGGUGAACCAUUUAUUAGGUUUAUUAUUGGCCAUGAUACGUUAACGCACCUGGAUCUUAACUACUUGAUGGGUCGCACCUCUUCAUUACGAUUCAACGAUGAUAUUCUCGACGCCUUCAAAGCCAAUCCAUCUACGAUUCUUCCCCGUCUCAAAAGUUUUCGUGGAGAUGCUACCUCAGUGGGAGUCAUGGCACGGGCAGGACUAUCUUGUCUAUCCACCAGCCUCGUUAAAUUGGAACUCGGUCCUUCAGGCAACGGGCAUUCAGAGAUUGAGAUGUUGAGAGAGGUCUUGGGGAUCUGUGGCCUUGACGACAUCACUCAGCUAGGGCACUCAAGGGGGAGAUUUGGCGUGCUGAAAGACUUCGGAUUGCAACUCAAGGAUUUUUCGGGUAGCGGGGUAUCGAUGUUCGUUUUCACUUACCUGGCUUCCUUUAUAUCUGCCGCAGCUUCAGUCUCCGAUGAUCCUUUUCCCAAAUCACCGAUCGAGGUCUGGAGGCUCCCCUUUCCGUACGUUAAUUGUCCGGCGGAUGUUCGGACUCCAGAAGAGGUUGCACAUACGUUUAGGGUGUUGAGGAACUUGAAGGUUCUGCAUUUGGAUUGGCGAUUCGUCGGCGAGGAAGAUUUCGAGUCAGAGGUCUGGAUGGAGCAGUUCGUUAAAAAGUGCGGAGAGAAGGUUGAACGCGUGUAUUUUUGUCGAUAUCCUGAUGGUGAUGUUGUCGAGAGCUGGGGAAUUGAGAGGGGAAGAAUGGAAGAGAAUGGCCCGGUGAAGAGUAAACCGAAGAUAUGGCUGGAGUUUCAGAACCAUGAUUGA